AUGGAAUUCUACCUUCUCGUGGUGUCCGGUGUCAGUACCCUCUCGCUGCGUAGAGGGGAAGCCAAAAGAAUCCGGGUGGUGCGGGUAGGGCCGAGCCGCAGAGUUUUCCGUGGUAGCCGAGCCCGCCCAACCCACGAAAAUCAAAGGAAAAGGGUUAUAAAAACCAUCCGACGACUGUUUACUCGAUUCGUACUCGAGACCGACACUGGACUUGCUUUUCCAGCAGACGUGGUAUCGUCUAAACAGGAGACAGGACGCCUCUGA
This is a messenger RNA of Aspergillus welwitschiae, 264 nucleotides long. RefSeq lists its product as uncharacterized. The coding region runs from base 1 to 264 and encodes 87 amino acids. The record is from RefSeq and is a predicted model, not a curated record. The transcript has a single exon. NCBI's taxonomy places the organism in Eukaryota, Fungi, Ascomycota, Eurotiomycetes, Eurotiales, Aspergillaceae.